AUGGACACAGACUGGAUUGGUGUGAGAUCAGAUCAUGAGGAGCUUGCUGACAACCUAGGGCAGGUGCUUGGGGGUGUUCAAGAGCGUGGGGUCUGUUCCCUUGGGGUGGUAAAGGAGGAGAUUUCAGAUGACAAUGCAAAGCUGCCCUGCUUCAAUGGAAGAGUGGUGUCCUGGCUGGUCCUGGCUGAAGGCUCCCACUCUGACACAGGCUCCCAGUGCACCGAGAGCCACACGGACCUUCCACCACCCAUCGAGAGAACAGGCGGCAUCGGCGACUCCCGCCCUCCGUCCUUCCACCCCAAUGCUGCCAGCAGCCGGGAUGGCCUGGACAAUGAGACAGGAACAGAGUCAGUCAUUAGUCACCGGCGAGACAGACACCGACGGAGAAACAGAGAAGGACAUGAGGAUGUCCCUCGGAUCAAUGGGCACCCGAAGCUGGACAGGCACCGUGAGCACCCUCCUGGCUAUGACAGCUCCUCCACCAUGCUGAGCAGUGAGCUGGAGUCCAGCAGCUUCAUUGACUCUGAUGAUGAUGACAACACAAGCAGGUUGAGUAGUUCCACCGAGCAAAGCACUUCAUCCCGGCUCAUACGGAAACAUAAACGCAGGAGGAGGAAACAAAGGAUGCGGCAGAUUGACAGGUCGUCUUCGUUCAGCAGCAUCACUGAUUCUACCAUGUCCCUAAAUAUCAUCACUGUCACACUCAACAUGGAAAAAUAUAACUUCCUGGGAAUCAGCAUUGUAGGACAGAGCAAUGACCGGGGUGAUGGUGGCAUAUACAUUGGCUCUAUUAUGAAAGGAGGGGCUGUGGCAGCAGACGGCCGAAUUGAACCAGGAGACAUGCUUCUGCAGGUGAAUGAUGUCAAUUUUGAGAACAUGAGCAAUGAUGAUGCAGUCCGGGUUUUACGGGAAAUAGUCUCCAAACCAGGACCUAUCAGCUUAACAGUAGCCAAAUGCUGGGACCCUACUCCCAGGAGUUAUUUCACCAUCCCCAGGGCUGAACCCGUGAGGCCGAUCGACCCCGCGGCGUGGAUCUCUCAUACCACGGCCAUGACGGGAGCGUUCCCCCGCUACGAAUUAGAAGAAUCUCCCUUAACUGUGAAGAGUGACAUGGCUACUAUUGUCAAGGUUAUGCAGCUGCCAGAUUCAGGCCUUGAAAUUCGGGACAGGAUGUGGUUAAAAAUUACCAUCUCCAAUGCAGUGAUAGGAGCAGAUGUGGUUGACUGGCUUUACACACAUGUGGAAGGCUUCAAAGACCGGCGGGAGGCGAGGAAGUACGCCAGCAGCAUGCUGAAACAUGGCUACCUCAGGCACACAGUGAACAAGAUCACCUUCUCAGAGCAGUGCUAUUAUGUCUUUGGAGACCUCUGUGGCAAUAUGGCUGCACUGAAUCUUAACAAUGGUUCUAGCGGAGCCUCAGAUCAGGACACCCUUGCUCCACUUCCACAUCCUGCUGCCCCAUGGCCCUUAGGCCAAGGAUACCCAUAUCAGUAUCCUCUGCCCCCUCCGUGUUUUCCACCAGCAUACCAAGACCCAGGCUUUAGCUAUGGUAGUGGCAGUGCAGGGAGCCAGCAAAGUGAAGGAGUCCCACCCCUCUACAACCUCCCCAAGCUGGGCUCCAAAGUCUACGGGACGAGCGGACCCCCGGGAGGACCCCCCGUCAGGGAACUGAGCUCCGUUCCUCCGGAGCUGACGGGCAGCAGGCAGUCCUUCCAGAAGGCUAUGGGCAACCCUUGUGAAUUCUUUGUUGACAUCAUGUGA
Molecule: messenger RNA, 1761 nt
Organism: Chaetura pelagica (chimney swift)
Lineage: Eukaryota; Metazoa; Chordata; Aves; Apodiformes; Apodidae
Gene: DVL1
Product: dishevelled segment polarity protein 1
Exons: 16
Coding region: 1-1761 (586 amino acids)
Biological process (GO): intracellular signal transduction; canonical Wnt signaling pathway
Cellular component (GO): cytosol
Molecular function (GO): frizzled binding
Source: RefSeq, a predicted model, not a curated record